Messenger RNA from Mercurialis annua (annual mercury), 1801 nucleotides. RefSeq names its product probable indole-3-acetic acid-amido synthetase GH3.1. NCBI's taxonomy places the organism in Eukaryota, Viridiplantae, Streptophyta, Magnoliopsida, Malpighiales, Euphorbiaceae. Bases 1 to 1779 code for a protein of 592 amino acids. The transcript has 3 exons. The record is from RefSeq and is a predicted model, not a curated record. Gene Ontology annotation, molecular function: acid-amino acid ligase activity. Gene Ontology annotation, cellular component: cytoplasm.
AUGGAAAUUGAAAAUAAUGAUAUUUCUUUUCUGCUUGGUUCUCGAGAAUUCAAGAAAGACGAGAAUGUUGCUCAGUUUAUAGAAGAGAUGACUAAAAAAGCUGGGUUGGUUCAAGAAAAUGUGUUGGCUGAGAUUCUUGAAUUGAACAAAAAUGUUGAGUAUUUAAAGAGAUUUAAUCUUGACGGAGCUAUGGAUUUGCAGACGUUUAAAUCGAAGAUACCCGUUGUUAACUAUGAAGAUAUUCGACCUGAUAUUCGAAGAAUUGCCGAUGGAGAUCAGUCUGAUAUCUUGACAGCUUAUCCCAUUUCUGAAUUCUUGAUUAGUUCUGGAACUUCAGAUUGUGAAAGAAAACUUAUACCAAUAACUAAACAAGAGCUGGCUCGUCGCCAAUUAUUGUAUAGUGUUCUCAUACCAGGAGUUAUGAAUUUGUCUUUUUCUGGAUUGCUAGAAGGAAAAGGUUUAUACUUCUAUUAUGUCAAACCUGAAACAAGAACAUCUGGUGGACUUGUAGCUCAACCUGCAACAUCUCACUAUUUCAGAAGUGACAAUUUUAAAUCUUGUCUAUAUAAUGCUAAUAUCUACACUAGCCCCAUCGAGUCGAUCUUGUGUCUGGAUUCCUAUCAGAGCAUGUACAGUCAGAUGCUAUGCGGACUUUUGGAGCGGAAUCAAGUCGUCAGGAUUGGUACAAUAUUCGCCUCGAGUCUUCUCCGUGCCAUAAGCUUUCUUCAGCUUAAUUGGCAGGAUCUUCUUCAGGAUAUCAUGUCAGGAACACUAAACAAUCGCAUUACUGAUCCGUCUAUCAGAGAACGCCUCGACAAGGUCAUGAAACCUGAUCGGGAGCUCGCGGAGUUCAUCGAAUCCGAAUGCUCGAAAGAUAAUUGGAAAGGAAUAAUAACAAGAAUUUGGCCUAAUGCCAAAUAUAUCGACGUGACGAUUACGGGAGGAAUGGCUCAGCAUAUUCCGACUCUUGAUUACUAUAGCGGCGGUUUGCCAUUAGUUUCCACUAUAUAUGCCUCAUCGGAAUGUUUCUUUGGUUUAAACUUGAAUCCAUUUUGCAAACCAUCAGAAGUUUCUUAUACCAUCAUGCCAAACAUGGCCUAUUUCGAGUUCUUACCUCAUGAACCUAAUUCGUGCGGGUUAAAUCGUGAGUCGCCGCCUAAACUCGUUAACCUAGCAGAUGUUGAGGUUGGUAAAGAGUACGAAAUUGUUGUAACUACCUUUGCAGGUUUAUAUAGAUACCGAGUUGAUGACAUCCUCCGAGUCACCGGGUUUCAUAACUCAGCUCCUCAAUUCCAUUUCGUAGGAAGAAAGAACGUCUUACUCGGUAUCGACAUAAACGAAGCCGAGUUACAAAACUCUAUAGAAAAUGCAUCUCGACUUUUGCACGAAUGCAAUACAAGCGUGACAGAUUAUACAUGUUUCGCGGAUACAAACACAAACCCUGGCCAUUUUGUGAUUUACUUGGAGCUAUCGAUGAAUAAUUCGGCUGAGUCACUGAGUGAUGACGUAUUGAGUCAAUGUUGCUAUGCGACGGAGGAAUCAUUGAACUCGAUGUAUCGACAAGGUCGGUUUGAGUACUAUUGGAUAGGUCCAUUAGAGAUAAGAGUUGUAAAGAAAGGAGCAUUUGAUGAGUUGAUGGAUUUUGUAGUAUCAAAAGGGGCAUCAAUGAAUCAGUAUAAGGUACCAAGAUUUGUGAGUUCAACACCAAUAAUAGAGUUGCUUGAUUCAAGAGUUGUAUCUUCACAUUUUAGUCCAUCUUUGCCUCAUUGGAACCCAUAAAGAACAUAUUUUUCUCUUUUUU